Molecule: messenger RNA, 2559 nt
Organism: Xenia sp. Carnegie-2017
Lineage: Eukaryota; Metazoa; Cnidaria; Anthozoa; Malacalcyonacea; Xeniidae
Product: ankyrin repeat and SOCS box protein 13-like
Exons: 3
Coding region: 123-1226 (367 amino acids)
Cellular component (GO): nucleus; cytoplasm
Molecular function (GO): protein binding
Source: RefSeq, a predicted model, not a curated record
CAGGGCCUAGUGCUUAUGAAGAUUGUCUAGACUUCUGGCUCUGGUGCUCGAAACACGGAGCCAAGAUGUCGUAGAUGUCGUUUCACUCUAGCACAACAUUAUUUCUGUUGUGUGAAUAAGCUAUGGGAACGAACCAUAGUCGAAAUUGUGAUAAAAUAACGAUGAGCGACGAUAAUUUACUGGCAAGACUCGCUACGGCGGCUUACAAAGGCUCUGAAAGGGACUUAAAGCAUUUAUUAAAAGCAGGCGCUUUUCGAUUCAUAGAUGAUUUUACAAUCCAUGGCAAGUCAGCUUUACAUCAUGCCGCAAGAAGUGGACAGUCGUCGUGUGUUAAAAUCUUACUUGAACAUAACGCUUUGGUGAAUAUAGCUUCGUAUGAUCGCCGUACACCACUGAUGGAAGCGGCAGAACGUGGUUAUACGGAGUGUUUGAUAAUGCUUUUAAACUCUGGUGCUGAUCCAAAUUAUGUAUCAACAGAUCAAACAACUGCCCUGCAUUACGCGGCUAGAAAUGGGCAUUCCGAUUGUGUUGAAAAACUAUUAGAAAGUGGUAGUAAUGUGAAUGCUAUCGCGGCAGGAGGAUGGACAUCUUUACAUUUUGCAGCAAGACAUGGGCAUUCAACUUCUGUCAAGUUAUUGCUUACUUAUAACGCUCAUGUCGACGGACUGACAACUGACGCUUUUAGGCAUGUGGCAUCGCCUUUGCAUCAUGCUGCAGCAUAUGGUAAUCCACCUUGCAUUGAACUUUUGUUGAAUGCUGGAAGUGAUGUUGACAGUGUUGAUGAAAAUGGUUGGACAGCAUUGCAUUUUGCUGUCUCAAGGGAGAAAACACAAAAUGUGGAGACCUUAAUUAGAUAUGGUGCUGAUGUGAAUAUGACGACAUCUUACGUUGAAAAAUCCUCUUAUAAAGACACUCCUUUACAUAUCGCUUUGUUUUAUCGCUUUCAAGACUGUGCAUUGAAGCUUAUACAAGCAAAUGCCAAGUUAAAAUGUCGAAAUGAACCUAACGGCGAAACUCCUUUAGACAUUGCUAAAUCACGUCAGCUAAAAAUCUACAAAUACAUGGAGCAACUUUCACGAACUCCGGCAAGUCUUACAACUCAAUGUUGUUGCACCAUAAGACGACAUCUCAAACCUAAUGUUGUUGCGAGGGUUAAACGAAUGCCUGUUCCUCCUGAAUUAAAAAGUGCAAUAUUAUAUCCAAGAUUACGGAAAUUACCGGAGUGAUUCACAUAAAUCAUGUGCAAGUUUAACGAAUAUAUGGCUCAGGGUCUUGGCCAAGUUAGGAAUCCCAUUUCAAAUCUUGGAGAGAAUUGCCAGAUUGAUGUAAACAGCACUUGACCACUUUGCGUAUUCAGUAUUACUGAAUCAGGUGAAAGAAUUGUUAACGAUACGUACACAGAAUUUAAUCACAACACCAAAAUAGUUUUCACAUCUGGUUGAACUAAAAAAGGGUUUGGUAAAUUAUAUUUUGGUCACCGAAAAUAUCGAGAUUGGGAGUUAAAAACGAUUUUUCGAGUUCGACAGUCAUUUUGUGCCAAACAUGUCUUUGUCUUGUUAAGUUUAUGUAGAUAGAGUUGAUCCCUGACCUGCAGAAUAUUCUUCGCCAGUGAAGAAAGUUCCAUCGUUAUAAUUGACGUGCGAUCCAAAAUUAAGAAUUGGGAUUCUUAAUGUGUUGUGUUGUUAUUCUUCAACUGAAAGAGUAUAUUGUUUUAUGAAGUGGUGGGCUGAUUUUUAAAUAUACGUAACAAAAUUAUUGGCUAAACAUGGAAGUCUAGAAUUUCCUGAAAUUGGCAAACAGAGAAACCAGUGCUUCCGUUUAUUUAUUGUAUUAAAUUUCCUAUUGUUGAAAUUACUAAAAUCAGUAUCAAUAAUGCUGAUUUCAGCAGCAAUAGGGAGAGAAAUUUUUCUGUUCAAAAUUACUACAUUGUAUCUCAAUUUUGACUUUGAUUACUUUUUCCAAAAUAUGAGAUAUUUGUUGGCCUUGUAAUGCAAUGAUAGAUAUGUUUAAAUUUAUCCUAUUUAAUGAUCUUGUCUUAAUAUUCGGUAAUCUGUUUGCUAAUAAAGUUUUUCCGUUUUUUAUGACAGUUAAAUUGAUUACAUGUACUUCCUAUUUCAAUUUUCCUGUCCAAGUUUAUCCACCACUUCAUUUUAUAAUAUACAUAUUCAUUUGUGUGAAUUCACUAAACACUUAAUCAUUUAUGGUGAAGUCUUGGGUUGCGUGCAAAUAGAUUGAACUAAGCAUUAUCAAUUAAAGAUAAUUUUGCUAUAUCUACGUUAAAUACUGAAACUUUCAACUUUAUGCAAACUGAUUGUUGUAAAAAAAUGUUAGCUAGGACUUUGUCAAAGUAUCCCUGAUGAAAGAAGGUCAAGGAAGUAAAAUUAAGUGGUUAAAUUCACAAUAAUAGUGGUAUGCAAAUGUUUCUAACCCAUCCUUAAACUACAUAUGUACAGAAUAUUUGUAAAUACAACAGAAACUUUAUGUACAGUUGACAGAUAGUCACCAUAAUGCGAAUAAAUAUUAUAAAUUAUUUUUUAAAACAUGUUAUUUUUGCGUCCA